Tripterygium wilfordii is the source of this 1738-nucleotide messenger RNA. RefSeq lists its product as uncharacterized. Lineage: Eukaryota; Viridiplantae; Streptophyta; Magnoliopsida; Celastrales; Celastraceae. The transcript is spliced from 9 exons. Bases 70 to 1626 code for a protein of 518 amino acids. The record is from RefSeq and is a predicted model, not a curated record. Gene Ontology annotation, molecular function: ATP binding; kinase activity.
CACAACAUUAUCUCCGACACAAGCAAAAGUUUCACUGAUUCCCUCAGCCUUAGUACUUCUCCCAACAUCAUGAAGCAAGAAAAGGUAAUGUUGGCACACAUUCUUGCUGCCUCCUUUGUUGGACUAGUCGCUGCAGCUGCCACACAUUAUCGCCGGCGAAAGUCAAAACCUGGAAGAGAUCAAUCUAUCAUUCCACUCUUGGAGAGAAAAGAAUCAGGCCGUGUUGCAAAUCUUGAAAGAUUUUCUUAUUAUGUUGUUAGGCAAAUGGGUUUUCAAGAUCCAAGUGAGUGUCCAAGGAUUUGCAAGUUGGCUUCUGAUUAUCUGAAGAAAUCCAAAGGCUGUGAAGAUGAUAUAUAUGAGUAUUUUGCUAAUGAACCAGAGGGUGAGUCUCUGUUUAUGAAGCUGAUUGAAGAGUUUGAGAGGUGUAUCCUCACCUAUUUUGCAUUUCAUUGGACUCAAGCUUCUCACUUGAUAAGUCAGGUUUUGAGUGUUGAAUCAGAGAAGAAGAAAACCAUGCUUAAAGACCUUGUUUUGACAGCUACAAGGAAGCUGAGGUUUGAGAGGGUGACAAAGGAUUUGAAGAUGACAAGGAUGUUCUCUACCUUAGUGGAGGAGAUGAAAGCAAUCGGUAAGGGUGACACGCAGUGUACAGACGUGAUGGUGCCAGUGGCGCACAGUGAGAGGAGCCCUGUGCUGCUACUCAUGGGUGGUGGUAUGGGUGCUGGCAAGAGCACUGUCCUCAAAGACAUCCUCAAAGAAUCAUUCUGGUCAGGUGCAGCGGCCAACGCAGUAGUAGUUGAAGCAGAUGCAUUCAAAGAAUCUGAUGUUAUCUACAGAGCCCUUAGCUCUAAUCAUGGAGACAUGCUUCAAACUGCUGAACUGGUGCACCAAUCAUCAACUGAUGCUGCAUCAUCACUCCUAGUAACAUCCCUGAACGAAGGACGGGAUGUGAUUAUGGACGGCACACUAUCGUGGGAACCAUUUGUUAAGCAAACAAUUGAAAUGGCAAGAAAUGUUCACAAAUGCCGUUACCGGAUGGGGGUUGGCUACAAAGUGGCUGAGGAUGGCACCAUUACAGAAAAUUACUGGGAGCAGGUUGAAGAAGAUGAUCAGCAACUCAAAGAAAAUGGAAAACUGCCAAUGCGAAAACCAUACAGAAUAGAGUUGGUUGGUGUGGUCUGUGAUGCUUAUCUAGCUGUUGUUAGAGGCAUCAGGCGAGCAAUAAUAACCAGAAGGGCAGUGAGGGUGAAUUCACAGUUGAAAUCCCACAAGAGGUUUGCCAAUGCCUUUCCAAAGUACUGUCAACUUGUCGACAACGCCAGGCUCUACUGCACCAGCUCUGUAGGCAGCCCCCCUAAGUUGAUAGCGUGGAAAGAUGGAGACAGCAAGCUGUUGGUGGAACCAGAAGAAAUUGCUUGUUUAUCUACAGUGAGCAGUGUCAACACUACGGCUGAUUCAAUAUACGAGCUAUACCCGGGACCAAGUCCAAUUGACAAGCCUGGCUCAGCAUGGCACGACAACAUCUUGUCCCCUUCAAGAUCAAGCAUUCAACUCGAGCUCAAGAAGUGCAUUAAACAGAUUGAAAACCCAAAAGCCUUUAAGGAUCCAGAAGUUUUCACAAAGUGAUUCUGAUGAAGGCCUUGAAUUUGUAUUGUCAGCUAAUUACAUAUACUGCUGCAAAAGUUGAUUGAACGAUUGCUUGUGUAAGGCCAUGAAUGAAAAUGUUCAUUUGCAGAAA